CCCAUAAAUCACGAAUGCGCGAUUGAUUGCGAAGGACAGCUUCUCUCGUGUGCAGGAGAGAGAGAGAUCUAUCGUUCUAUCGUUCUAUCGUUCUAUUUGGGGCCGUUCUCUCUAAUCCGCUUUCUUCAAGUCCCUUUACUUGAAAAAUGGGGCUGUCUUUCACCAAGCUUUUCAGCCGGCUCUUUGCCAAGAAGGAGAUGCGAAUUCUCAUGGUGGGUCUUGACGCAGCUGGUAAGACAACGAUCCUUUACAAGCUCAAGCUGGGAGAAAUUGUCACCACCAUUCCUACCAUUGGUUUUAAUGUUGAGACUGUGGAAUACAAGAACAUCAGCUUCACCGUCUGGGAUGUUGGGGGUCAAGACAAGAUCCGACCAUUGUGGAGGCAUUAUUUCCAAAACACCCAAGGACUUAUUUUUGUGGUGGAUAGCAAUGACAGGGACCGUGUUGUUGAAGCUAGGGAUGAGCUGCACAGAAUGUUGAAUGAGGAUGAGCUGAGGGAUGCAGUGCUUUUGGUAUUUGCCAACAAGCAAGAUCUUCCCAAUGCCAUGAAUGCUGCUGAGAUCACCGAUAAGCUUGGUCUUCACUCCCUCCGACAACGUCACUGGUACAUCCAGAGCACAUGUGCCACAUCCGGUGAAGGGUUGUAUGAAGGACUUGACUGGCUCUCAAACAAUAUUGCCAACAAGGGAUAGAUGGGUUUCAUUUGAGGUGGGAUUGCUUCUGGAAAUUCAAAUGAAAGUCAUUUUUGUUGCAGUCCCUGUGAUCUAUAAGGAUGUUCCCAGUGGAUGAUUCCUAGGUUGGGUUUGAAUUCUGAAUAAUGAAAGAAAUUUUUGAAGUAUUUUGUGGUGUUAUCGACUCAAUAGCAUUGUUUUUAUGUAAUGAAUUAAUGAUGCUUCUUAAAUAGAUGGAUGUAUUUGUACGAGAAUCAUGUUUGCUUUUUGAAAUGGAUUGCUGAAAAGAAAUCACCUUGUAACUUUAUUGGAUUA
Molecule: messenger RNA, 986 nt
Organism: Cucurbita maxima (winter squash)
Lineage: Eukaryota; Viridiplantae; Streptophyta; Magnoliopsida; Cucurbitales; Cucurbitaceae
Product: ADP-ribosylation factor-like
Exons: 7
Coding region: 147-692 (181 amino acids)
Biological process (GO): intracellular protein transport; vesicle-mediated transport
Cellular component (GO): cytoplasm
Molecular function (GO): GTP binding; GTPase activity
Source: RefSeq, a predicted model, not a curated record